AUGGAUGACGAAAUACUUCAAAGCAUAACACAACAGUACUCAAACUACUUGUCAUUCUCAAACAGUACAAAUGAACAGGCUGCUAAUGUUGACAGCACUAUCGAGUAUAUGCUAGCUCGUAUUGAUGAGUUUGGUGCUUUCAUCGAUACUAUAAAGACAGAUACAGACAAGACUGAAAAGACAUUGAUACCACAACUAUUGUAUAGAUCACAACAGGCUCAACAAUUGUUCCCAUUGAUCGAUAGACUGCAUAUACUAUGUCAGGAUAUCACUGUUAGUUUGAAUCAGAUGGAUGAGAGAUUGAACCAGGCUGAGAAGCAUCUGUCCAAUCAAGUUGGUUCAACAAGCAAUCCAUUGAAAUGGGUGCUUUCAAACUUGCAAAAGGAUGACGAUAUCCUUCAACAGUUAAAGGCUACCAAGCCAGCACCACCUCCAACAUUCGAACCAAUCAAGAUUCACAACACUACAGAGUUCUUCAAGCAAUUGAGAGGUGAGAUGCAAAAGGUGGCCAACGAGAAUCCAUACCAACUACCGACCAAUGAAUGA
This is a messenger RNA of Acytostelium subglobosum LB1, 546 nucleotides long. RefSeq lists its product as hypothetical. The transcript has 3 exons. The coding region runs from base 1 to 546 and encodes 181 amino acids. Gene Ontology annotation, cellular component: BLOC-1 complex. Lineage: Eukaryota; Evosea; Eumycetozoa; Acytosteliales; Acytosteliaceae. The record is from RefSeq and is a predicted model, not a curated record.